Microthlaspi erraticum is the source of this 1656-nucleotide messenger RNA. Lineage: Eukaryota; Viridiplantae; Streptophyta; Magnoliopsida; Brassicales; Brassicaceae. The record is from the annotation of a GenBank genome assembly.
AUGCCGUCGGAGCUCCAGCGACCGGCGAGAUCGGCCGUCUCUGGAGGAUCUCGUCGAGACUCGAGCCCAGACUCGUUGAUCUUCACUCCGGAAUCCAACCUCAGCUUCUUUUCCUCCGCCUCCGUCAGCGUCGAUCGCUCCUCUCCCACCUCCGAUGCUCACGACCGCGACUCUCUCGUCUCCGCUCCCUCCCUGGAGCGAGAUCAACGGGAUCCAGAUCCAGAGAAGCGUGGAACUGGGUGGAAGCACAGUCGCAACUCUAGAAAAUCAAAUAAAGUGAAAGCUUGGAAAGAAGAGUUUGAGGUGGUGAAUAAAGAAGAUGAGAGCCAGAAUCUUGAUUCAGCAAGAAGUUCUUUCUCUGUAGCUCUUAGAGAAUGUCAGGAACGUAAAUCAAGAUCUGAAGCUCUGGCGAAAAAGCUAGAUAACCAAAGGCCUACUUCACUGGAUAUUAGUAAUGUAACCUCUUCAUCUCCGCGAGUGGUGACCGUGAAACGAGCUUCGGUUUCGACUAAUAAAUCAAGUGUGUUUCCCAGUCCCGGAACUCCGACUUAUCUCCAUGGUAUGCAAAAGGGAUGGAGCUCAGAGCGAGUAGCGUUACGCUCAAACGGAGGGAGAAGUCCACCAAAUGCUGGAUUUUUACCUUUGUAUAGCGGUAGAACAGUUCCUUCGAAAUGGGAAGACGCAGAGAGAUGGAUACUUAGUCCUCUUGCUAGAGAAGGAGCUCCUCGAACUUCGUUUACCGCAUCACAUGAAAGACGGCCUAAAUCGAAGAGUGGUCCUUUAGGGCCUCCAGGAGUUUCAUAUUAUACAUUGUAUUCUCCUGUUGUUCCUAUGGUCCAUGGUGAGAACUUGACAGCGAGCUCUCCGUUUUCAGCCGGUGUUUUGCCAGGAAACGGCUGCUCUAGAGGUUCCGGUGUAUCAGCGUUUCCGCAGAGAACUGAUCACUGCAUGGCUAGAUCAGUUAGCAUUCAUGGCUGCUCUGAAACUCUUGCACCCUCGUCGUCGUUAUCUCAAGAUGACAUGCAUGAGAGUAUUAAGGAUGCGGCUACUGAUGCUAGAGCUGUCUCGAGAAGGGACAUGGCGACACAGAUGAGUCCAGAGGGAAGCAUCCGUUUAUCACCUGAGAGACAGUGUUCGUUCUCUCCGUCCUCAACAACAGCACGAUCGAUUGUGGAGAUACUGAAUGCUCGUACCAAACGAGCAGAGGUCAAGGACUUGCAGGUUGAUGAGAAAGUAACAGUAACUCGCUGGUCAAAGAGACAUAGAGCUCUAUACCAUGGAGAUACCUCAAAAAUGCGUGACCAUUUACACGGAGAAGCUAGGGAUCCUCAAGGCUUGGCAUGGGCUAAGACCGAGGAAGCCAGAAUCGUAUCUUGGGAAAAUUUGCAGAAAGCUAAAGCCGAGGCAAAAAUUAAAAAGCUAGAGAUGAAGUUGGAGAAGAAAAGAACAUCAUCAAUGGAAAAAAUAAUGAGAAAAGUGAAAGCAUCUGAGAAGAAAGCAGAGGAGAUGAGAAAGUCGGUGUCAGACAAUCGAGUAGUAUCAAACGCAUCAUCCCGUGAAAAGUCUUUAUGUUUCAGAAGAAAUGGGAAGAAGAAGAUUGUUUCCUUGAGUGGUUGCUUCACCUGCCAUGCCAUUUUUUCCAAGAAAAGACGGUGA